Messenger RNA from Dipodomys ordii (Ord's kangaroo rat), 4289 nucleotides. RefSeq names its product DDHD domain containing 2 (gene Ddhd2). Bases 70 to 2061 code for a protein of 663 amino acids. Gene Ontology annotation, molecular function: triacylglycerol lipase activity; protein binding; metal ion binding. The transcript has 16 exons. Gene Ontology annotation, cellular component: COPII-coated ER to Golgi transport vesicle. The record is from RefSeq and is a predicted model, not a curated record. NCBI's taxonomy places the organism in Eukaryota, Metazoa, Chordata, Mammalia, Rodentia, Heteromyidae.
UGAAUAAUUAGUGUCAAUAAAGGGAAAAUAAUUUUCUUGAUAGUUUUAUCUUGUCUUUUAGAAAGCAAAAUGUCAUCAGUGGAAGCACACCAGGAGCAGUUGUCCCAGUCAGAUCCAUCCCCAUCACCAAACUCAUGUAGUUCCUUUGAGCUGUUAGACAUGGAUGCUGGCAGUUUGUAUGAACCAGUUUCUCCACAUUGGUUUUAUUGUAAGAUAAUAGAUUCUAAAGAGACGUGGAUUCCUUUCAACUCUGAGGAUUCUCAGCAGCUGGAAGAGGCAUAUGGCUCCGGAAAAGACUGUAAUGGGAGAGUUGUCCCCACUGAUGGGGGCAGGUACGAUGUUCAUCUGGGGGAGAGGAUGCGGUAUGCUGUGUACUGGGAUGAACUGGCAUCAGAAGUGAGGCGAUGUACCUGGUUUUACAAGGGGGACAAAGACAAUAAAUAUGUUCCCUACUCGGAGAACUUCAGCCAAGUGUUAGAGGAAACUUACAUGCUUGCCGUAACCUUGGAUGAAUGGAAAAAGAAACUGGAGUCUCCCAACAGAGAAAUUAUUAUAUUACACAAUCCAAAGCUCAUGGUACAUUACCAGCCAAUUGCUGGAUCUGAUGAAUGGGGUUCAACACCCACUGAGCAAGGUCGACCAAGAACAGUGAAGAGAGGGGUUGAAAACAUCUCUGUUGACAUCCAUUGUGGGGAACCUUUACAAAUAGAUCACUUGGUUUUUGUAGUUCAUGGAAUUGGACCAGCUUGUGAUCUCCGCUUUCGGAGCAUUGUACAAUGUGACCUGCAGCGGAUAACCCUACCCAGCAUUAACCGCCUCAGGCAUUUCACCAAUGACACUAUUCUGGAUGUCUUCUUCUACAAUAGCCCCACCUACUGUCAGACUAUUGUGGACACAGUAGCUUCUGAGAUGAACCGAAUAUACACACUUUUUCUGCAGCGGAAUCCUAACUUCAAAGGGGGUGUCUCUAUUGCUGGUCAUAGUUUAGGUUCACUUAUAUUGUUUGAUAUCCUAACAAAUCAGAAAGAUUCUUUGGAGGAUAUUGACAAUGAAAAGGGUUCACCCUCUACCGUUAUGGAUCAAGGAGAUACACGAACACUAGAGGAAGAUUUGAAGAGACUUCACCUCUCUGAAUAUUUUAGUAUCUUUGAGAAGGAGAAAGUAGAUAAGGAAGCUCUGGCUUUAUGUACAGACAAAGAUCUUCAGGAAAUGGGAAUUCCCUUAGGACCAAGAAAGAAGUUACUAAACUAUUUUGGGACCAGAACAAGUGCAAUGGGUAUUAAUAGACCAACACAAUCUGCUUCUGAGGUUAAUAGCUCCAAAGGAUCUGAAUUCUGCAGCAGUUCUGAUAGCAGAAGUGAUGACUAUCUAGAUGUUGGCAUUGGGCAGGUGUCUGUAAAAUAUCCCCGGCUCAAAUAUAAACCAGAAAUAUUCUUUGCCUUUGGGUCACCUAUCGGAAUGUUCCUUACUGUUCGAGGACUAAAAAGAAUUGAUCCCAAUUACAGAUUUCCAACAUGCAAUGGUUUCUUCAAUAUUUAUCAUCCUUUUGAUCCUGUGGCCUAUAGGAUUGAACCAAUGAUAGUUCCCGGAGUAGAAUUUGAACCAAUGCUGAUCCCACAUCAUAAGGGCAGGAAGCGAAUGCACUUAGAACUGAGAGAGGGCUUAACCAGGAUGAGUAUGGAUCUUAAGAACAACUUGCUAGGUUCACUGCGGAUGGCCUGGAAGUCUUUCACAAGAGCUCCAUAUCCUGCCUUACAAGCUUCAGAAACAGCAGAAGAAACUGAAGUAGAAUCUGAGUCAAGUUUGGAAAAGUCCAGUGAUGUUAACACCGAAGAGCCCCCUGUGGCAGUGAAAGAAGACCCCCCCAUCAAUGUGGGAAUGCUCAAUGGAGGCCAGCGCAUCGACUAUGUGCUACAGGAGAAACCUAUUGAAAGUUUUAAUGAAUAUUUAUUUGCUUUACAAAGCCACCUAUGUUACUGGGAGUCUGAAGAUACAGUAUUGUUGGUUCUCAAAGAGAUCUACCAAACCCAGGGUAUCUUUCUUGAUCAGCCCUUACAAUAAAAUGAUCCAUCUAUAGUUGUUUAAUAUGGACUUUGAGGGGUCCUUCCCCUGAAAACCCACCUGUUCGUUGCUGAAAUCUUCUCUUCAGCUGCAUCAUUUCCUGCAUGUUGUCUGCUCGUUAUGCACCAUGUCUUUGGAAGAUGAUCUCCCUUUUUGGAAUUGAGUGGAAAGGCAAGGGGAAGAUGCUAUUUCCAUUUUACCACCGACUUCAAGUAAACACUUGCCACUCUUUAUGGGGGCAUUUGAAUCAUCUAAUUGUCUGGUGAUAUUAGGCGCCACACUUCUUGCUGAUCUCAUGAGAUGGAAUAUGGUCUAUUUGUUUUAGAUUGGUUUAGGGUUGGUUAGUUGUUUUUUUUAAAGGAAAUUAUUGCUUAUUUUUAGAAAAUGAUAUUCUAAUUUGGGAGCAGAGUCUUGAAAUACUGAAGGCAUUUAAAGGUACACUUAUCUGUUUUUUUUUUUUUUUGCACUGAAUGCUAAUCUAGGUGGGUAUCGAGGAAGGCUACUAGGUUUACCUUGUUUCUUUCCUUCGUGUUUAUGACAAGAUAGACUGGAAUGAAGCUGGAUAAGAAUUGGGUUUUUUUGUUUUUGUUUUUUUCUGAGACAGGAUCUUGCUAUGUUAUGUAGCCCAGGUUGGCAUUGAAGCUGUAAUCUCUUGCCUCAGCUUUCCUGGUGCUAGGAUUACAAGUGUGAGCUACCAUGAAGAACAUUAUUUACACUCUUAGAACUGGACUUACUGCUAGGGAACACUGACGCUAUUCAUUGUUUUUAUGACUGAGCUGCUAUAAGUCUAAAGUGGAGAAUUUAAUUCACAGUAGGUACAUCUGUAUAAAGCAAUGAUGUUAUCUAUUAUAGAUGCCCCAUUUAUACCAUACUUCAAAUUGUGGGAUUUGGGGUGAGAUUUUAGGUAAUUCUUUGAUAACACUUGUAUUCUUGUGUUGAGGGUGAAGUUGUAAAAGCUGAUGAACCUGACAUUGUAUGGCCUUUACUGGCUACUUAGGUUAUAAAUGAAAUCUCUUGGGGGUACCUUGUGAAACAGUUGAAAUCACCUACCAGUCCCACUUGGAUAAAGGUGGUGCUGUGAUGUUCUCUUCAAAAACAUUUUGUAAGUAUCGGUACUGUUAAACAGAAUGCUUAUUUAAAAGGCUGUGUUAGUUGAGCAAAUGCAUCUGACUAGGAGGACAUAACUAUUCUGAAAAAAACCCGACCCUAUGCCUGUAAGUUCCAGGAGCAGCUACUGCAGUUACUGUCAGUUAAGAGCAUGCACAGUGAGAUUUACCUUGCAGAACACAGGUGACUAUAGACUAAACUUUUUCCUAAGCAUCUGCUCACAACUUUGCUGUAGGUAUUUUCUUCCCUUUAACAGCAUUUAUUGUCAUUCAGUUCUCUUUAUGAGCCCUUUAGGCUUCCUCUUGGAUUUCCAGAGAUACAAGUGGCAGAGGUAGGCAACCUAUAUUUUGUAAUUUAUAAAAUAUUUUGGCCAAUAUAUCAUGGUAUCCAAAGCACUGGUAUUAAUAGUCACUGAAGCCAUUCCUCAGAUAGUAAUGGUCUUUAACUUUUUCUGUAUAGACAAGGAGGUUAAUUAUUGUCACUAUGUUUAUGGAGGAGAGGGUUAGGUAACAGUCAAGCCUGGCCUUUCCUUAUCAUCUGCAUAUGGACUAAGUGCUGAACAAGUAAGCUGCUAAGUUUCAGAUAAACGGAAUUCCUUAUUUUUAUUAUUAUAUAAAUUCUGAGUAAGAGUUUUGUCAAGUUGAUGUCUUCAACUAGUUGUUUAAGAAUAAACCAAAGGACAACUAAGAGUUGAGUCCUGUAACGUAACCAAAGAUGGACAGCUUAACACCCGUAGAACUAAAGGAACCACUGGAGUGGAAUGGAAGCCUCCUUUCCUGGUGGUUUACUUCAUCCUUCUACUAGUGGAAUUCUGGCUGCAUAGUACACACAUUUAAUAAGCUCGAUUGAAGUUCUUUAUUUAGUCAUGCAUCAUUUGCACUGCUUCACUUGUAUCAUGUGCAAUCUCUGACCAAGCCUAUUUUUAGACUCCAAUGUAACAUUAUUUUUUACGUACUCCUAGCUACAGAAUUAAGAUUGCUUAUUUCAAUAAGUCACUGUUUGCUUGGAAAGUUGAUAGCACUGAUUAGCUUUCUAAUAUUUUGCACUUUUGAAAUGUUUGUUUUUUACGUGAUUAUAUACAAAACUUUAGUAAAUACUAAAAUAAAACUGUAUUGACUAGU